Messenger RNA from Saprolegnia diclina VS20, 1634 nucleotides. RefSeq names its product serine/threonine protein kinase. The record is from RefSeq and is a predicted model, not a curated record. Bases 101 to 1576 code for a protein of 491 amino acids. Lineage: Eukaryota; Oomycota; Saprolegniomycetes; Saprolegniales; Saprolegniaceae. Gene Ontology annotation, molecular function: ATP binding; protein kinase activity. The transcript has 2 exons. Gene Ontology annotation, biological process: protein phosphorylation.
AUGCGGUCGCCAGCGCCACUUUGCCGGAUCUCGCAUUCGAUCCUGUGGCUCCAUUUUGGAGCUGCUCACAUCGCGAUUCCACCGACAGAGUUUGCUGGCAAUGACCAACUCGACGUGGACGUGUCUCCCCGAUACGCUCGGGAUCGCGGCCUUCCGCCUCAACGACAACAACGACGUCGCGUGCGGCUCGAUCGACGGCGUCCACUGCGCGUGGGUCGACCGCAUGCCCGAGUGCGACCGCCGGCCGACGCGGGAGCUCUCUUGCGGCGCCCAGUACAAGUCGCUCUAUGGUGUCUCGGGCUACGACGUACCGGGCGGCUGGUGUGCGCGCGUCCGCUCGAUCCUUCAACUCAAUGGCACCACGAUUGUACCGUCGACGAUUCCACAAGAGACAACGACCGCGCCGGUGCCCAACAUUACAACACCCAACACGACAGUUGUGGUGCCGACCGCCAUACCCGCUACGGUGUCGCCGACACCGACGCUGACCGACGCGACGACGUCGUCGAGCGACGAAAUCAACACGGGUCUCUACAUUGGCAUCGGGCUCGUCGCCGUCGCCAUCAUCGUUGUUGCCACGUGCUUGCUCGCUCGGCGAAGACGCCGUGAAAACCCGCUCCUCAAGAGCGCUCACAACUUCAAGUCAUCGCCCUUGAAUGUUGCCGGCGUCACGAUCCUCACCAACAACGGUCUCGUCCACGAAGAGGCCGACGACGAAGUGUACGACCGGUCGCUCCACGAUACGAACGCGACGCUGACGCUGACGUCACUUCGGUCCAGCUUCCAGCAAGAUUUGGGGGCCAUCACGCCGUACCAGCUCCUGCCGCACAAGCUCCAUCUCCUCCACGCCGAGGCUGACCCGACGCAGACGGCCGCCGUCAACAUGGUCGGUAUCGAGAGCUACCAAGCUCUCUACGACGGCAACCGCGUCGUCGUUCAAAAGCGGCAGUUGUCGGCCAACGUCGACGUCCAAACGCGCGUCGGCCACCUCCUCCUCCGUGUCAAGCUCACGAGCGCAUACCUGGUGACAAUGCACGGUGUACUCUGGACCAAACCCACGGAGCUACAACUUGUCUUUGAGUGCAUGGACCGAGGCCGGCUCAAGGACUAUUUAACGAUUGCGAACGAUGACGAAGCGCUCGUCACGAAAUUGGACUACGCGGUGCGCAUCGUCGAAGGUCUCUUGUACAUCCACGCCAAGGGCGUGACCCACCGCAACAUCUCGUCGUCGAGCGUCUAUCUCAACGCACGGGGCGAAGCCAAGCUCUGCGACUUUGGCUGGCUCCGCGAAGAAGACGACUUUGUUGACGUGUAUAGCACGCAGCGCGCGGCCCCCGAGAUCCUCUCGGGGCUCCAGUACACGGUCCAAGCCGACAUUUUUGCCCUUGGCGCGCUUUUGAAAGAAAUGGCCGUCUUCAAGGGGGCAUCGACAGCUGGCGUGCGUCGAAGCUCCGCGGCCGGCGAGUCCCUCGCCAACGUCGUCAAGAGCUGCAUGAACUGGAACCCGACGUACCGGCCAUCGCUACUGCACGUGCGACGUGCACUACGGAACGAGCUGCACCGACUUCAAACGUAAUCGUUCUCAAGUUUAUUUGGUUGGUUGUUGUUGUGAUUAAUCGUAUAUUCUAUCUGGU